This is a messenger RNA of Camelus dromedarius (Arabian camel), 1343 nucleotides long. It is a transcript of the gene EXOSC6, whose product is annotated as exosome component 6. The coding region runs from base 46 to 864 and encodes 272 amino acids. Gene Ontology annotation, biological process: U4 snRNA 3'-end processing; nuclear mRNA surveillance; poly(A)-dependent snoRNA 3'-end processing. Gene Ontology annotation, cellular component: cytoplasmic exosome (RNase complex); nuclear exosome (RNase complex); nucleolus. The transcript has a single exon. The record is from RefSeq and is a predicted model, not a curated record. Lineage: Eukaryota; Metazoa; Chordata; Mammalia; Artiodactyla; Camelidae.
CGGAGCUUUAAGCGGGCGGAAGCGGCUAGCACACCAGGCGUCGUCAUGCCUGGGGACCACCGCCGCAUCCGCGGGCCUGAAGAGUCGCAGCCGCCUCAGCUAUACGCGGCUGACGAAGACGAGGAGCCAGCCUCUCGCGACUCGACACGGCUGCGUCCCGUGUACGCGCGCGCGGGGCUGCUGAGCCAGGCGAAGGGCUCCGCCUACCUGGAGGCGGGAGGCACCAAGGUUCUGUGCGCCGUGUCUGGCCCGCGCCAGGUCGAGGGCGGCGAGCGCGGCAGCGGCCCGGCCGGAGCGGGCGGUGAGGCUCCGGCCGCGUUGCGCGGCCGGCUGCUUUGCGACUUCCGCCGUGCGCCCUUCUCGGGCCGUCGGCGCCGGGCUCCCCCAGGCGGCGGCGAAGAGCGCGAGCUGGCACUGGCGCUGCAAGAGGCACUGGAGCCGGCGGUGCGCCUGGGCCGCUACCCGCGCGCACAGCUCGAGGUGUCCGCACUACUGCUAGAAGAUGGCGGCUCUGCGCUGGCUGCUGCGCUCACUGCCGCCUCGCUCGCCCUGGCCGAUGCGGGCAUCGAGAUGUACGACCUGGUAGUGGGCUGCGGCCUAAGCCGCGCGCCGGGGCCUGCGCCUAUCUGGCUACUGGAUCCCACGCUCCUCGAAGAGGAACGCGCCGCCGCCAGCCUCACCGUGGCGCUCAUGCCCGUCCUCAACCAGGUGGCCGGGCUGCUGGGCAGCGGGGAGGGUGGCCCUACCGAAAGCUGGGCGGAGGCCGUGCGCCUGGGUCUCGAGGGCUGCCAGCGCCUCUACCCCGUUCUGCAGCAGUGCUUGGUGCGGGCCGCCCGCCGAAGGGGCACCGCCGCGCCGCCCUGAACUGGAAGCCUGGGCCACGACGGACGCCCAGGACCAAGCUGCCACUGUCACCGAAAGGACCCGCGCUGUCGACUUGCAGACUGUAGGGAGCUGAGAACUCGGAGCACAGGAGAGAAUCUGGGGAGGCGCGCUUGGAAUUGAUGCACCUGGACACCUCUGUUGGAACGAUUUUUUACAAACUGUUACGUUAAAGAAACUUUUGUACUUGAGUUGGCUCCCAGCCACGACCGUUGAAGGAAACUUGCGAAUGCAGCCUGACUCCCAAGUUGGAAAGGACUUCAUCUGGACUUGCCUGGAAAGCGGAACCUGGAGCUGAUGUCUUGUAAAGGAUGGGCCCUAUACAGGCCAGCCAGUGACUCCCUCCUAUAUAAUUGGGCUGCUUUUGAGAGAAUAGUUGGUCAAGGGGGCUGUGCCUUCUUACAUCUGAAAAGGUCUUCUGUUGUUCUUGGUACAGGAUUUAAAAAGCUCUUCUAAGCUGG